This is a messenger RNA of Caenorhabditis sp. 36 PRJEB53466, 364 nucleotides long. NCBI's taxonomy places the organism in Eukaryota, Metazoa, Nematoda, Chromadorea, Rhabditida, Rhabditidae. The record is from the annotation of a GenBank genome assembly.
AUGAUCAGUUUGACUCGAGUGUUCGUUGAGACCAUGGUCUUCGUUGUGGCAAGUCUCACUGCUACGUAUGUGGUGUGCGAAGCGAAGAACAUUCCAGAGGACGUACUUUCAAGUAAGAGAAGCUAACUUUAUUCAAAUUAAAGAAAUGAGAAAUAUUUGAGACGUCGUGAUCCCUACCUUCUCCGUCUUGUUCGUUAUCGUGCAAGAAGGACCCGAGGAAGUCUUGGAGCUGGGGCAUGAUUUCGUAAACCUUCUGAUGGGGCGCACUCGAGCCGACGUCGCUCUCCCAGUUGGAGAUGCCGAGCUGCCGAACGAACAGGCUUUGGACGUUGCUGCUGCCGGAGAUGCCGACGGUGAUGAGUAA